Molecule: messenger RNA, 11197 nt
Organism: Gopherus evgoodei (Goodes thornscrub tortoise)
Lineage: Eukaryota; Metazoa; Chordata; Testudines; Testudinidae
Gene: PRR14L
Product: proline rich 14 like
Exons: 11
Coding region: 384-7766 (2460 amino acids)
Source: RefSeq, a predicted model, not a curated record
GGAAGCCGCUCUCUCCCCACCCGUCUCUAUGGUGCCGCGCUGGGAGGCACGUCACACGCGCUCUCUCUGCAAGGCCCGGAUGAGGAAGUGAGGCGGCUCUGUGGGCCGCGCUGGUGCGUCUUCUCGGGAGCCGCCCCCUGCCCUGGUUCGAGCCGCCGCCAGGACCAGGAGAGAAAAUGUCAUCUAUCCUGUUGACUUGGAGUAGCUGAGUAGAACCGGGAUUCAAAAUGAGAACCAACAAGGUCUGCAAACUCUUCACACAUAAGGGCUUUGAGGGCAGUGGCUCGGGUUAAUAUUCAGAGAACCUGGCUGAACAUUUUGGUUUGCUGACUGAGGAGGAAUCCUACUGGUGAAGUUAGAAAGGCACAGUCUUCAGCUGCCUGAUGCUAUCAUCUGGAGUGGAGUCCCAAGAGAGAAGCCACUCUCAUCCCCUUGAUUCCUCCAUGUCUGCUGUGGUACAAGAAUUGUACACUGGACUGCCAGUCAGCAUCUCUACUGAGCUUACCACUGGGUCUGAUCCUAAUGUUAGACUAGAUACAAAAGCUGAAGCAUCAACACUUGUGCUAGCACAUAGCAGCAGUUUGCUAUCUGAGUCCCCCAGGAUUAGUGGGGUGGAAAAUUGCUCCCAGGAAACUGAUAACCUGGAUCAUGGGGACAAGCUUACAUCUGAUAGGCUGGCGGGAUCCCUUUCUGAAGAGUCUAUGGAGGCUGGAAACCUUGCUGAGAAUGAAGAGGCCAAAAGUGGAAGAUUUGGGAAGCAGGACACUUGUGCUAAUGGGAGCCAGAAGGAAGAGAGACGAUCUAUGAAAGAAACACAAGAUGCAGAGGAAGAGCUUGUUGGAUGUUGUUCUUUAGCCUCUGAAGAAAAGUGGUGGUUGAGACAGGAGAAGCCUCAGAUAAACCGAAGUGGGGGAGAAUUUUCAAGACACUGCUGCACUGAAAUGGCAAGCCCUCUGAAGAGUAAAGAAGAAAACCAAACAAAUGUACAGGAGGUACCUGAAAUUCUGCCAAAGCUCACUGAAGAAGUACAAGGUAUGAAGGCUGAUGGGACUAGGAUAUUUAGUAAAGCAGGACACAGGAAUGACAGAGUGAGUAAAGGUCUUCCACCUGAGAACAAUGAAUGCCCAGAUAUAGCCACAUUCACGGCCAGUGGUGAGUUUUCAGAAACCAACACCUUAGUUCCCUUAGAGCCUUUAACAGUUGUGGAGACUGGAUCAACAAAAGAAGAUCCACAAGAAGAAAAAGAAUAUAAAGGGUUAACAGCCUGUACUGCAGUGUCAUUGACCACAAUGGGUUGUGCUAUUUUUGAGUCAGAAACUGGAGAAAUAGAGUUGUCUAGGUCAAGCCAUGUUAAUAAAACUAAUGCAGCACCUGCCAGUUACCAGACUUACCAGCAAGAUGAAGAAAACAGCCCUCAUAACAGGGCUGUUCCUGUAUCUAAGAGUAGUGUUGAAGUUGAUAUUUUUCUCUCAAAAGGAAGCUCUGAAGCAUUAUGUGGUUCAUUAAGAAGUUUGUGUAGUCUGGAAUCUGGAAAUAUACCACUGGAAGACAACACCACUGAGAUCUGUGAAAAACAGGAGUAUCUUGCUGAAGAGAGAGAGAGCCCAAGCUGUGAUGGUGAUAGUCAAAGAACUGAGUUUCUAGAGAACUGGAUCGCCAAACCUGUGAUGGAAGAACAGCUCUCUCCAGUGCAGAGUGAAGAAAUGUCCAGUGAUGAGGCUGAACAAUUGGAAACGGAUAGUUGCUCUGACCAUUCAUACAACUAUGGUUAUGGGAAAGUUGCUGAAAUCCAGAGAGAAACUGCUAUGAAGAGCAGUUGUGGCAUGGAUAGUGGGCAUGAUAUUCAAGAAAAUGUUAAUUCACAGAGCUCUAAUUCGCUAGUUCCUAGUUCUGUUGCUUCAUCCACUGAGGAGUUUCCAAAAGAAGAUUUAAGAAUCCCUUCAGAAAUUAAUAACUUGAAAAAGGAUGAGGACCAGAGGCAAAUAUGUAUUGAUGAUGUAUUCUGUGCUGAUGUAGUAAAACAGCAUACAAAAGAAAAUGGAACUUUGUUGGUGGAAACAAAAAAUGUUGUCAGUAUUCAGACUGGAAACCUGCAUACAUGUUCUAAAAAUAGCUACAAUAAAUAUGUAAAUUCUCCUCCCACUGUUCAUGAUUUUCUGGACUAUGGCUCCAAGGUAGGUGAAGUUUCCCUUGAGGCACAAUUAUUUGAAAAGGAAACCAACAGCAGUUCAGUGGUAGAAGAUCUGAACAACAGUUUUGGUAAAGCUCCAGAAGCAAAUAGUGUUAAUGUCAGCCUUCCUACAUGCAAAGGAACUAACUUUGCUUACACACUAAGUGAAGCUCUUAGUCGUGAUGCAGAAAACUCAAGAGUCUCUCUUGGGGUUAUAAGUGAACUUUCUUCUUGUAAUGCUGAUGCAGUUUCAAACAGAGAUGUGUACCUGGACAGGCGGUCUAAAAAAGAAUUGAUCAUUUCUUCAGCAAAACUGGAAGCACAACAUGCGGGCCUUCUGCAUCAUAAAAAGGAAGAAUUAUCUUUACUAAAUCACAGGAGUUUCAGUACUUCUAAUGUAGCAAGUAAAGGUUCCCAGAAGAGCAUGCACUCUGCAUGGGGGGAUACAGAGAAGAUGGUCACUGAUAUGGAAAAUGAAGAAAGUGACAUAGGUAUUCAUAAUGGCAAGUGUUUAAAAGACCGCUGUUCAGCUGUCAAGACCUGCAUCAUCUUAUCAGAUAGUGCCAGCUUGGAUAAUGCUACACUGAACAAGGAUUCCUUUAAAGCGCAGGCUAAAUUGAAGACUGAAGAAGUCAAUGGCUUGGAAACAGGAGACUUACUUAUACAUAAUGAUAAAAAGGCAAUCAGCCCUCCUGAGGAGAACACUCACGUAGCAUGUGAAUCUGUUCCUUGUGAAGAUAGUUGUCAUUGCAGCAAUAUGUUUCAGUAUAUGACUAAUCGUACUUCCACAGCAGAAAAGCUAUUGUGUUCAGCUUGCACUCCAGAUAAGUCCACUACUAGAUUAUCAAAAGUGGAGAAUUCAGAUACAAAUAUCGAAGUAGAAAGCUCAAAACUCUAUGAUGGCCAUAGUGAAAUAACAGAGGAAAGGUUAGAUUCUGGCACCAGAGAGAGAACUUCUGAUACAGGUAAGGGACAAGAACAAAUUAACUCUUGUGAAUUACAGAAAGAUGAAAUUGAUAGAAUAGAAACUGUGGAUAGUGUAAAGGCACAUAAAGGCAGUCACCAAAAUGAGACUAGUGAACAGUCAGUCAACAGAGAUUUGAAAAAAAACAUAUUUGGUAUCCAUCUUGAACUUGGCAACACAACAGUAGUCCUGGGAGAAGGAGAACUAGAGAUGUGCAAGAAGACUGUGUUACCUUGUGAAUACAAUCUUUCCAAAGGCACUACUUCAAAGAGUGACACAGACUCCGGCAUCCCAAGUCAUGAAAAACAUUUGGCCCAAUCCUUUGACUUAGAAUUGUCAGAUUUUAAACAUUCAAAGCAACCAAAUAAGACUAUUUGUCAGGUGGAAAAUCAAUAUCUUGCAUGUCAAAGUGAGCUUAAUGGGCCAGUUUCAUACAAGCAAAAUGAAAUCCGAGUAGCCGAUGAAGUUCUGGAGUUCCAGCAGUAUGACAUCGCAAAUAAGCAAAUAUCGAACACUGGUGUACAAACUAUGACGAGUUCAGUGGAUGAACCUAAAAGAUCUAUCCGCUUCAAGGAAAAUGAACCAUUAACUCUAAAGAAAGAUGAAGGCACAACUCCAUUGGUUGAUGAGUCUUUAAGAGAGAAGAGUUUUCAAGGAACUUUCAGAGACGUAAUGGUGGAUAACUCUUCCAAUAGUAUGGUAGAUACAGACUGUUCAGAAUACACAGAUUCCAUCAGUAAUCUAUCGGAAGGGGAAAAAGUAGAAUUAAAAGAAUCUGAUAAUGUAGGUAGCGGUACAAGGGAAGAUCAAGGAACUUUCAAAGGAAAUAUGGUGGGUUAUAGUUCUUCCAAAAGUUUGGUAAAUGCGGACCAUUCAGAAUACACAGACUCUACCAGUAGUGCAAAGGAAGAUAAAAAAGAACGUACAAUAUUGACAGAAAAUACCAAAAUUUCUGCAUUAUUGAACACGGGCAGCUUGGUUAUGAGCCUGGAAAAUAAAAUUAAGACCAUUGUUGAAUCCUUUUCUGUCUCACAGUCAGCCUUCAAGAGUCUUUCAUGUGCACCAGAAGAUAUGACUCUCGUUCCAGAGAUCACAAAUGAAACAUGCUUACUGUUGGAUUCUUCAGUAAAUCAUAGAAUCAUAGAAAGAAAUAAAGCUUGUCCUCAGCCAGAACUUGUGACUUUUACAGUUUCUGAUGGUCCAGAGAGAGUGAAUCCAGUGCAGCCUGAAGAGUUCUGUGGGAACCAAGAGCUUUCCAUUUUGAAAGGUGUAACUUCAAAAACACUUUUGGCUCAGAACUCAGAAAUCUGCCUGCCUCAAAAAGAUGAGCUGCCUGCAUUAUUGGAGAAUGCACAGAUAAAUCCUGGUCAACUAUCUUCAGCAAAUGCCCUCUGUAAUGACUAUUCUGCUCUUGAGCUGAUAGAGUCGUUUGAGAGAAGAGCUGAUGGCAACGACAGCGCAUCUGAAGAGAGAGAAAAAGCAAUUAGCUCCUUAAACGAUGCAGUUCAACUAGAAGCGUGUACGGCUUCUCAUGCUCACAGCAAGGGGAGGUCUGUAAGUGCAGGGGUUAGUGAGCCAAUUGUAAAAGAGAUGGAUGUAAUUUCAUCAGACAGUAUUGAUUGUGUACAGAAGUUUAAAAGACCAUCUGUAGAAGACCAGAGACAAAGUGCCGUAACUGCAGAAAAAAUAAAGAUGCCAAUGCAUUCCAUUUUUGACCAUAAAAAUUAUUUAGGAGUUUUGCUAAAAGACUUGAAAUUUUCUGUUGACAAAGUUAGAAGCUGUGUGCCUCUGAAGGCUGAGCCUUUUGAAAAGCCUUCACAAGCCUACUCUACUGAACAGAUCCCAGAAUGGAGUUUGAAUAGCAUUUCAGAUAAAGGAAAAACUUAUGUUAAAGAUCACUCAGAAUUAGGAGAUGUCAAGUUGCUUUCAGAAAUCGUAGACAAUUAUUUGCAAUCUAAAGACUUAGUUAACAAAGAGAGGUCAGAAGUCCAUUAUAAUGCAAUAUGUAACAAUAAGCUGUCAAACGAUUACACAGAAACACCUUUAAAAUGUCUCAAUUGCAGUGAAGUGUGUCUGCCAUAUGAAUUAAGUUCACAGAGCAAAGACAACAGGAAGGAGGUUAUAGGAGACAAAAUGAAGAUGCCAAAUGACUCAGUCAGUGCAGAAAAUGAGGUGUCUGAUGCAGAGAGAUUGGACAAAGUAGGUGAAUGUCAAACUCGUAAGCGAAAGAUGUCUGAGGAGACUGAAGUACAUCCAGCUCAAAACAUCCUGCUCUGUGAGGAGCAGGCACAGCAAAUAAAGGAGUCAAACAACCAAGAGAAAGCAAAAGUCCCAUUGCAGGAGAGUGUGGUGUUUGAUCGUGAGCCUUUAGAUAGUUCUUCAGAUGAACUGGUGACAUCUUCAAGAGUCAUGAAGACUGAAGGUCCUAGAGAGCAGCUCUUCGCUGUCAUGAGCAGUAUAAAUGAUAGUGACAAUAAACAAAUAUAUAGCACUUUACAAGAAGCCAAAAGGCCAAAGAUUUCCAAGAAUAAUAAUAAUGAUGAUGAUUCAGAGCAUAUGAAGACUAUGGACUCAGAAGGGGAAAGCCUGAGCUUUCAUUUAGGAACCUACAUUGAAUUGUCAGCAGAUAAUACCCCUUUCAUUCCUGUUUCUCUCUCUCAACCACAAACUAAAAGCUUUGCUGGGGAUGAUGAAAUCCAUGGCACCCUUGGAAAUGCACACAAACUAAGAGGACUUUUUUCAUUAAAGAAGCAGCCACGAAGGAAGGUUCCCGCAAUAGAUAUGCUCAAAACUGUAAGAAAAAGUAACAAAGUUAAAAGCUCAGCUUUUAAAAGGAAUUGGUCUGAAACUGUUCCUAUGCAAGAACACAAACUCCUCAGCUCUGUAUAUUUUGCCUGUAAACCUUCAGUAAUGGAAGCAGAAAUAGCCAUGAGACUGGACCACAUGUCAGAGCAGAGAGCCAAUAGGUUCAGUUUGUUGAACAGCUUGAAACUUAGUAAAUGUACCAAAGAACCAACACUGUUAAGCAGGCUGUCUACUAUGGCCAGUAAACUACUGGCCCCACCCAAAAGCAUCCACAGGUUAAAGACUCUGCAGUGUUCCUCUGAACAUCCAGUGGUUGAAAGAUUCAGCCAACUUAGAUCUAAAAAGCUACUGGAAAUUUUUUCAUGCAUUAACAUGAAGUUAAACUCUCACCAGGCUGAUGGCUUGUGCACCAAGAUGUUCAGCCUUCAGCCAUUGGCACUUUAUCCUGUAGACUCUACUAAAAUACACAUUUUAGACUUGAGUAGUAACAUUCCAUCAUCAGUCUUCAAUACCUCCAUUUCCCCAAUUUCUUUUCACAUAAAAUUGAACUCUGAUUCUUUGAUAAAUCUCAGGGGGAUUACAUCCCAACAGUAUGUACCUGAUAUACCAGCUUUAGAAAAGGCACCAUUACAUCCGUCACAGUCUUCAAAAUGGACCUUCUCUUUCCUCCUGUCCCAAAGCUGCUCAGGUACAGCAGCUUUCAGGGAAGACACUAAUCUCAGUAAGGAGCUACAGUCUUCUGCUCUAUCUCUAAUAACCACAGAGACCGUAAUCCCUAAUCAUGACAUUAGGAGAAUUCCCAUAGCUAAAAGAACAGGGUGCUCCAUGCUUGGCCUUCACACAGUGUUAGCACUUUCUUCCCCUGGAUGUUACAGGAUCUGGACAAGAAGAAGAAAUGUAACCAGUCGAAUUCCUACUGUCCAGAGACUGUUUAUGUCACAAUUCACACAGGGCUUGAAAGGGUUAAGGUCUCCAACUUCCGUAUCAGAUGACCUCUUCUCUUCAUUGCCCUACUCACUGGGCAGGGUACUUUCCAUAUGGAGCCAGCAUGGUCCUUCUGCCUGUCUCUCCGAAUUCACUCCUCUCCAUCCCAGUCACUGCAAGUGGCAGCCAAGUCUGAGCAUCGAGAACAGUUAUUCCAUGUUACCCCACAUGACUGUCCAGGGAACAGAAGCUGCAAGGACCACGGGUGCAGAGAGAAGGCUGGAACGUUCACUCUGUGAUUUGCUACCAAAGUCUUGCACUUUUCCGGAAUCAGCAAUAUCUCCACUCAGGCUUUCAAUACCUGAAUUACAGGUCCAUCCCUUUGAUGAACUCGAUGCUUCUCUCCCACUGUGUCCCACAUCUCAGAGUGCCACCAAACUGAAAAAAGCUGAGCCAGAGAAGAGGCCAAAGAGAGUUUCUCAGAUCCGGAUCCGGAAAACUGUUCCCAAGCCAGAUCCUAACCUCACCCCCAUGGGACUCCCCAGAGCAAAAAGGCUGAAGAAGAAAGAAUUUAGUUUAGAAGAAAUUUACACAAACAAGAACUACAAGUCCCCUCCAGCGACCAGGUGUCUGGAAACCAUCUUUGAGGAGCCCAAGGAGAAAAAUGGAUCCUUGAUCUCUAUCAGCCAGCAGAAGAGGAAGCGGAUUCUGGAGUUCCAGGACUUCACUAUUCCCCGGAAGAGGAAGGCACGUAGCAGAGUCAAAGUGACGGGUAGUUUCACCCGGGCAAAAAAGGCUGCACUACAGGGCAGAGAGCUAGAUGCCCUCCUGAUUCAGAAACUAAUGGACCUUGAAGCCUUUUUUGCAGAGGAGGAAGAACGGGAGCAAGCAUCUGGAAGCUGAUGGAAGCAUGGAAAUGGCUCAGUUCCUUUAAUGCUUUGAUCUGCUUGGGAGGGAUCUGCCUAUUUCUCCAGACCUUGCCAACCACUCAGUUCUAAUACCUGAUGAUCAUUUGUUGGCUGUCACCCUCUCUGAGGUGCUAGAGUGUGUGUGUACAUAUAUAUAUAUAUAUAUAUUUUAGUGAUGCAGGAGAGAGUCCUUUAAUUCCCCUGCAUGAGUGUAGCACAGCCAGGAGACAUGCUAUUCCUCCCCAACCUCUUUAGAAAUUGUGACUAGUAUUUAAACACCUCCUGCAGGUGGGAUAAGGAGAGUGAAGGAGGAAAUAGUAACACCUUCAAUGACACUAGGAUUCUAAAUACUCCUGAACUUUUGCGUAUUCAUGUGAGUCUGCUGUUUACUGCAGUGGCUUGUCGAGACAACUUGACAGAGGUAGGUGAGAUGAAUUCAGAGAGAUGAAUUUAGGGAGGUGGGUUCUUGAGAUACCACAAACUUCAAAAAUUAAAGAAAAAUAGUUUGUUUGCUUCUAAUUACUUCCAUGUCUGUGCCCAGAAGUUUUCUUCUGUGAUUCAGUUGCCCUUCCUGCACUCAGUCAGCAGCAGCCAUACAGGACCAGGUCUUAAAUAAGUUGCACUUUGUAUGUGUUUUUCCUUUAUUUGCUGCAUGAAAGACACCUUUUACUGUUACUUACCUUGUUUUUUUAAUCACACAUUAAGAAAAAUGGCGCUAAAUGCUAAGUUCUAACAAAUUGUAGAGUGGAUUUGUUAACCUGGUUUGCUGGUGCUUUGCCUUUGGAGGGAGGAGGAAACGUAGCAAGUAGCAGAAGGACAUUACUAAUGUUCAGUUAGUGGGACUAUGCUCAGAGACAUGGCACCAGGAACUUCAGUGUGAAAUUUAUACUCUUUUUAGCAGUUUUAAUUCUGACAAGAAUACUAAUUUGACCUAAAAAAGCCAAGCAGUUUUUUCUUCAUGUCAUCUUUCUACCAUUGCAACUUAGACUUCUAGUUUGGGAUAGAGCUUCACAUAGCUUACAUAAUUAGAGGUUCAGUAUACAGCAGUGCUGUACUUAAUGGCUAGUGUUGUACAAAGAGUUCACUCAAGCCUCCUAAUGUAUAGAAAGUGUGUGUUUUGUUUUGUUUUAAUACUUAAGGCCAUUUGUAAUUUGAAGUAGCACUGGGUAGUCUCUCGGCCAUACUUUUGAGGACCAGUGUUCCCCUCUGGGAUCCUUACUUGAAGCUGCAAUUCAGGUAAUUUCUGUUCUUCAGUGCCUCCAGGAGUUAUUCUGGCAAAGCUUAAUGGGAUGCUGUCAUUGCUGACAUUCUCAAAGUUUAACAAUUCCAUUGUUUCUUUGCCCUGCCACUUGCAACUUGCACUUUUUUACCUGUGUGCCCCUACAGCAACUUUCUAUUUACCUCCAAAAUCAGUGUGUAGUCAGACAUCUAGUGAAUGAGCUUUCUGACCCAGUCCAAACGUGGGUUGAGGAUACCCUGCUAUCUUUUUUGCUGCUCUGCCAGCUUUGUUGUUGACCUGACAGAGAACUUAAACUGACAAGCCAUCUGUUUAAAUUCAAGAACUUUGAACAGGCAGGAAAUGUUGGAUGAUUGUACUGUGUGACUUCAGUGAAUAAUAUCUGGGGUUUGUUUUGUUCCCAGCUUAUUUGCUGGGAUUCUUGCACUGUUUACACCCUUGUUUUGGGGGUUGAUCAUCUUUACCCAGUAAGCAAAACUGAAAUAGAAAUGCAAACUACUGCUUUGGCUGUUUUAUGCUGGUGGAGGCAAAAUUUGGGCCUAUUGAGAUACCAUUUUGGCUACCACUGUACAGGUCCAUUUGAUCCAUUGAGGCUACUAAAUGAUACCUUAGUCAGUCUUCCUCAUAUUAUGAAAGGGAUCCCUGAAAAUAACUAAUCACACUACUGUGGAUAUUGGCUUCUAAAAUUGUUUUUAAACUCCCCAUACAUUCAUGACAUCAGCACAGAUAUUGACUGACUGGAAGCUGAAGUAGGGGACUUCGCUUUCAUUUUAUGUACACAAUGUGGGAUUUCACGACACACUAUUACAAAACUGAAUUAAUACUGAUGUGGAAUUAAUGCUAAUGAGGGAUCUUCUGGCUUUAUGGUGGAGUUGGGAUGUAACCUCUGUGGGAGUUUGUGGGGUGGGUGGGUGGGUGGGGAGAAAACUCAGGUCCAAGCAGGGUUCUGCCUGCUUAGCGUGUGCUUUGAAACAUUUAGUUUGUUUUUACCUUUUUGUUCUUUGCUUCUUUCCCCUAGGCCUUGUUUGUCACUUUGAAAUAACAUUUCACAGAAAGCUCUUUUUGUUGCUACAGCAGAGAGAGGCACAAUGAAAAUAUUCAGCUCCAUUUCACUUACAAUCGCUGGAACUGUUCAGGUCUGUGAUUUCCCCAAUGUACCACAUUCCCCAGGAGUUUUGAAAACUCUAACACUUCAGCAUUAUCAUGAUCAAGAGUUUUUUUUAUAGCUGAGUAAUGAAGGUAUAAGCUAAUCUAAUUACCCCCCGCCCUCUUUCAGGUGGUCUAACUUUAAUCAUGCUUUUGUGCUUCUCCACAACUUUCUGUUCCUGUUUGCAGUGUUCCUGGAGCAGCAGCCUUGCUCUGACUUUUGGUUGUGGCUUAUACUGGGAGGAACAAUUGUGCAGUGAUUGGGUGUCUUAAACUCCAAUCUGAGCUGCUUCUGUCCCAUAUAGUCUUUUUAUGAGAGAAAUGUGGAGGAUGCAAACUUUUGGAUAUUGACAUGCCUCUCUAGUGUGAGGAAGUGUACGCUUGCCUUUUCCUAAGAUGGAGCCACCCAAGUGAGGAUUUUUUUUGUCAUAUGGAAAAGACCUUGUACAUAUGGCUCUGUGAAGUAUUGUAAAUACAUUUAAAAGGCGAAUUUGCAGAGCUGUCCCCAUAUACUCUGUCAGAUGCUCAGCUUGCACUGCUGGGCUCUUUCCUGAGAAACAUAGCUGGCUGGGGAUGGACGGGGUUUUUAUUUUACCGAAAUCAAAGCUUAAUGUUCUCAUCCAGCUGCAAACCAAGCCGCAAAAGGUAAUUGAUGCAUAUUGAGGGGGCUCUCAUGACCCUGUAUCCCCAGGAUUGUGUACACUUGAGGUCUGAUGCUUUCUGGAUGUGGUUUUUGGCAAGCCAUUCUCAUUUACCGUAUCCAUUUACCGUAUCCUAUUCAGAGUUGGGUUCUGUGGUGUGGUAGAUGUCCGUCACUCUGCUGGAGAGUGGAUGCUAACUACCUGAAUGAGAUGUAUGUCUGAUAUUAUCAUAUUAAUAAAUAGCUCAAUAGAAAUUUGUACUCUUUUUGUAACAUUGGCCUCUGUUAUGCCUCUGCAGAUUAGUUUCUGUUCAAUAGUUUGUGAAUCUAAAAUUCCACUGAUUUUUUUUUCUUUUGUGUGUGUGUUUUUAAUUUAUGGAAAUAAAUUUUUUUUGACAACCUU